Molecule: messenger RNA, 968 nt
Organism: Anastrepha ludens (Mexican fruit fly)
Lineage: Eukaryota; Metazoa; Arthropoda; Insecta; Diptera; Tephritidae
Exons: 4
Coding region: 123-815 (230 amino acids)
Biological process (GO): positive regulation of DNA-templated transcription
Cellular component (GO): nuclear body
Source: RefSeq, a predicted model, not a curated record
GAAAAAUAAUCAAACUUUUAAAAAGAAAAACAAAACAGAGACUGAAAACAAUCAUUGCAGCAUUAAUAUUCUGAAACAAUAUGAUGAGCACCAUAGCAUAGUCAUCCAUAGAUGUCUAUGCUAUGGUGAGCACAACAGAGAUGGCAAGCGGAAAGAAACACUCAGUCUGGACGAAAGGGGAUGAGCAGGCGCUCAUAAUAAAAUGGGAAGAACGAGCGAAUGAUUUGCGGAGGGUGAAAAGAAAUGCCCACAUUUAUAAUAACAUUGCUAUCGAAAUGGGAAGCAAAUACAGCGCGAAGGAAGUUUAUAUAAAAAUAAAAAAGUUGUCGAAGAAAUACAGAGAAGAGAAAGAAAAAAGGCGUCGAUCAGCCGGAAACCAUUCAACUUGGAGACACUUUUCCGCUGUGCACCGCAUUGUGGGCAAUACUGCGAUGAACACUGCCCCCACUAGUGAAUCAUUUUCAAUGAAUUCAAGCCAGCUGACAUCACCUUCACCUUCUUCACUGCCGUCACCAUCACCGACAGUAAUUGCUCCGCUGUCGCCAAUUAUGCCUCUAUUGGAGGUUCCAGUAUCACCCGUACAUACUGUACUGACAACACCGCUAGCUGCAGUUACAGAACCAUCGUCCGCAAUUAAAAAGGUGGAAAAAAAUGGUUCAAUUGAAGCUAUAAUGAUGCAGCAAACAAAAUUGUUAGAGAAUAUCUUGGAGGGAACGAGAGUCCUAACAAACCAAAUUGAUUCUGCUGUGGAGCAAAACAAUUAUGCAUCAGAGAGGAUAAUUUCUCUGAUGGAGAAAUUAAUUGAUAAGAUCUAAUUUUUAAUUUUUUUAUGAAUUCUAUGAAUUUUUUUUCAGUGUGUGUUAGGUUAAUGUUUUAAGUUCUUUUACAAAGAUCUCAAAUUACGAAGUAGUAUUUAUUAUUUUGUAAUAUAAUAUUAUGAAUUAAAAUAUACUGCUAUUAAUAAGGAA